CGCUCAUGUCGCUACGUGACGCAUCUCAAUAGAAAUUUGAUUGGUUACGAGAUAAAUAUAUUAACUGAAUAACCAAUCAAAAAUGUUUUGUAUAUCACGGAAAGAAAUAUUUCUUUUAGACUAUACAUGUGAUAUCUACACUGUAUUAUAUUCUAUGUUCUAAUUUUAAAUAUAUACUUGACGAUUUCUAACCGACAACUUAUAAUAGUACAAUUUAUAACUUGAAAUAUGUAAAAAAUACAAAAUCGUGAUAAAAUUCAUAUUAUAGAAAUAUAAUUUAAUGAAUAAAUUUUAUUGUAUCAAUUAUUUAUAUAUAUAUAUAUAUAUUUCUUUAUUUUUAUUAUAUUUUAAAAUAAUUUUAAUUUAUUUGUAACUGAACUAUUUUUCUUUAUAUUAAAUUUACAACAUAAAAAUAUUGAAUCCACUAUCGUAAACAGAUAUCGUAUCAUUUUUAUGUAAUUUUAAAAAUUAGUUCAAAAAUUUUUAAUCUAUAAAAUUAUUACAUUUUUAUUUAUAUUAAAUAUAUAAAAAAUAUAUAUUUAAAAUAUUAAAUAUUUAAAAAGUGUACAUAGAAAAUACAAUUUUAUAAAACCAAAUAUGUAUUGUGAACCAAAUUCUACGAAUAUUAUCUACGAUUUAGAUAAGGUAACGGUCAUCGAUUUUCGAAGUGACACUUUCACAAAACCAACCAAAAAAAUGAGAGAAGCAAUAUCUAAAGCCGAAGUUGGAGACGAUGUUUUUAAUGAAGAUCCAACAGUUAAAAUAUUGCAAGAAAAAGCUGCCAAAAUGAUUGGAAUGGAAGAUGCAAUAUUUGUAUGUUCUGGAACUAUGGGAAAUUUAAUUUCAAUAAUGGUCCAUUGUGAUGUUCGUGGAAGUGAGGCAUAUUGUGGUGAUCUUGCUCAUUGUUUAUUACAUGAACAAACUGGUAGUGCUCAAAUUGCAGGAGUAAAUCUCAGGACAUUAAAGAAUAAUAAUAAUGGCACUUUUGAUCUUCAAGAACUGGAAUCUAAACUUCGGAGAAAUAGAGAUCAUGAGCCUAUUUCAAAACUAGUACUUGUAGAGAAUACAAUUAAUGGAAAAAUUGUUCCACAAAAUUGGAUAAAUGAAUUAGUAUUAUUUUGUAAAAAACAUAAUUUGAAAUUACAUAUGGAUGGAGCUAGAUUAUGGAAUGCAAGUAUAGCAUCAAAGAUAGCUGCAAAGGAUAUUGUUUCAGGUUUUGAUUCUGUAACUUUCUGUCUCAGUAAAGGUUUAGGUGCUCCUGUAGGUUCCCUUCUUUGUGGAACUAAACAAUUUAUUGAAAAUGCAAGAAGAAUAAGAAAAGUGCUUGGUGGUGGUAUGAGACAAGUUGGUAUUCUUGCUGCAGCUGGACUUGUAGCUCUUGAACACAUUCCAAAUUUAGCCAAUGAUCAUAAAAGAGCUUUCACUCUUGCAUCUGCAAUACAUAAUAUACAAUCAUCAGUAUUUUUAGUUGAUUUAACUACUGUACAAACAAAUAUGGUUUUCAUGGAAGUUGAUUCUAAUAUUGUUCAUGCAAAAAAAUUCUCUAACUGUUUGCAAGAAUUUGAUAAUGAUGAUAAUAAUGACAAAGCUGUUGUCGUGAAAUGUAUGGUAAUGAAUGAAUCACUCAUAAGGUUUGUACUUUCUUUUGAAGUUGGAGAUGAUGAAUUAAAAUUGGCUAUUAAAAAAAUUAUACAUGUUAUUAAAAAACUAGAUCCUAAAUUUUAAUUAUAUUAUAUUUAUUAGUUAAUUAAUAAAAUUAGUUACUGAAAUAUGUACAAUUCGUUCAUAUAUCUUGUAUUUUUGAAUAUAUGAAGAUGAUGAUUUAUUUACGAUGUUAUUUAUAAUGAAUAACAAUGAAUAAUAUAUAAAUAUAUAUAUAUAUAAAUAUAAAAUAGUAAUAAAUAUUACUGCAUAUAAUUAAAUAAAAUUCUAUCAAAAUACAAAACAUGAAAAGAAUGAUAAACUUGGAAAGAUAAUAUUUUGAAUUUACAAAUAUGCAGAAAGUAUGCAAAUUAUAUGAAUUUAUAUAUAAUUAUAAUUUAUAGAUAAAUAUGUAAAUUUAAGUAAAUUUUCAGAAAGAUAUAACAUGCUAAAAAAAAAUAUCUCAAGCAGAUGAAUUCAUAAAAUUGGAUAUGAUGUUUAAUAUUUUGAUGAUCAAUAUUUUGAUGAUGUUUAAUAUUUUGUCACAUAUAUUUAUAAGUUUUUUCAAUGAUGACAUCCAUGGAAAAUCAAAAUAAAAGAAAUAAUAUUGAAAAGAAUAUCAUUUGAACAUAUUAAAAGAAAAUUACCAUAUGAUAAUUUUCAUGCAAAAUUUCAUGCAAGAAUUUUACAAAAGUUAUUAUUUUUUAUAAAUUAUGAUGAUUUGAAUAGCAUAUAUCAAGAAAAUUCUACAUAUAAAUAUAUAUUAAAUAUAUAAAAAACAUAUAUAUAUAAACAAAUGAAUAUUUUUUUAAUAUAUCUUUUAUGCAUAACUAAAGCUUUUGAUUUUCUAAAGAUUUAAAAAUUUUAUCUAUCUAUUGAUUUGAUUUUCCUGAAAUGAUAGAAAAAGAUUUAAAAAUCCUAUUUAUUUAUUAAUAUACAUUUCAUAUUUUAAUUCAUUUGAUGGAUGAUAAUAUUCAAAAUCUAAAAGAUAGAAGUAAUGUAUAAAAAAUAAAACAUUUAUAUAUAUAUAUUAAAAAACUAGAUGAAUUGAAUGACAGUAUUGUUGAUUUAUUAUUUUCUCAAUGACAAAAUUUUAGAACAGUAAUUUUCUCAAGCUAUAAAUCAUGAAGAAAAAUUUUAUAUGAAUGUUAAAAAAAAAAUUUUAAUUUACUAAACUAGUACUUUAAUAUACUAAUUUUUAUUUUAUACAAAUUUCAUGUUUCAAAUCAAAUUUUAAGUAUUUGUAUUUUUCUUGUAGUUUUACUUUUAAAUUAUUUAUAUCGCAAAAUAUAAAAGAUACAAUAGAUUAAAACAAAUUUAUAUAAUAUAAUUUAUGUAUAUAAAUUUAUUUAAUUUAAUUAUUUAUCGAACAUACAAUGUAUUUUUUUUUGUUCUAUGAGAUAUUAUCAGAUAUAGAUAUUAUCCUUAUUCAUUUUAAUAUUGUUUUCAUGUUACAAAUUUGGUUUAAAAUAAAAUUGUAAAAUAAUGAUGACUGAAACUAAAUUUCAAUAUAAAAUUAUAAAUAACAAAUAUUUUGUUAUAAAAUGUUUUGUAUACAUUUUAUCUAUAUCUAUGUCUUAUAUAUAAUUAUAUUUAUAUACAAUUAUUGUAAAACAGGCAAGAAGAAUGGUAGUUUCAUUCUUUCAUCAUAUUUUUUUUAGCUAUAAAAAAUUAUUUAAUAAAACUAAUUAGAAUUUUAUUUUAAUUAUUUAAAUAAAAUAUUUUAAUAGAAUAUUUUAAAAAAAUUUUUAAAAUAAGAGAAAAUAUUAUUAUGCAUACUUAUAAUUUAGUUUUUAUUAAAUUUUUAUUUAUAGUUUUAAAAUCAUUAUCUGGAAAUGCAAUGUUAAUUCAUAAAUUAAUCUUGUAAUGAAAAUUGACUUUAUUAUAAACUAUAUUUUUAAAAAUAAAAUUAUAUUUUUAAAAUUAAA
Apis cerana (Asiatic honeybee) is the source of this 3569-nucleotide messenger RNA. RefSeq lists its product as uncharacterized. Gene Ontology annotation, molecular function: L-allo-threonine aldolase activity. The record is from RefSeq and is a predicted model, not a curated record. Gene Ontology annotation, biological process: glycine biosynthetic process; L-threonine catabolic process. Lineage: Eukaryota; Metazoa; Arthropoda; Insecta; Hymenoptera; Apidae. Gene Ontology annotation, cellular component: cytosol.